AUGGCACCUAAGAAAGGCUCUGCCCCCGGCAAGAGUAGCUCUUCCAAAAAAGCAACACCUGCAGUUCCAGACAGUGAUCAUAUAGUUUUCACUAAGCAGAAAAAUGAAAAAAAGAAACAAGAUCAGAAAGAACCUGACGGAGCUCCACCCCGGCCUGAUGUGAAAAAGAUUAUCGGAGGAGCUUCAUGGACCGGCAAAUUGCCCGUUAAUCUGUUGUCAGAGCACUGCCAGCGAGAGAAAUGGAACAAGCCCGAGUAUCAGGGCCGGCAAGUUCCUUCAGGCAGCAGUGGCGAAAAGCUUCACCGGUCAUGGGUUGUGCUGUCAAGAACAGAUCCAAAGACGGGGUCUAUUACGAAACUCCCCCCAUUCCAUCUUCCUGCAACUCAUGCCCAUCUCGCAGACCAGCCAACAGCCCUUGAAGCCCGCCAUUUCGCGGCGGCUUAUGCUCUGUUUCGCGUGUCUAGCAUGAAGAACUUGGCAAUGGCAUUACCCCCAACCUAUCGUGACCUCUGGAAAGGCGACUUCCAGCGUCUGAAAGAAGAAGAUGUUAAAGAUGGUAGGGCAUGGAAAUAUGAUGCAGACCCCUUCGCUGCAGAAUCCAAGGGACAUGAAAUCAAGGCUGCCAGAGAGAAACGAAAAGAGGAAGAAGCGCGACAACCUCCCAAAACUGGAUCAUCAAGUUUGAUCGGUCCGGGAUCUGAUAAUGGGACGUCAAAAGCAUGGGACCGAGCACCGCGGCUUGAGCUAGGACCGGAGGCUCGGAAACGGAUUGAGUCAAUGAUCAGGUGCCGAAGUAUCUGGAACCAGAACGGACUUCACAUUUCCAAGGCGGAUAGGGAAUCUAUUGUGUCCGAUCUGUCACGAUCUGGCUUUCAACCUUCUCACAUCCAAGAAGCUCUCGAAAACUGUGGCACGCGGGAGGAAACACUAGAGUGGCUUCUCAUCCACGUUCCCGAAGAUUGUCUACCCACAUGGAGUUUUCCUCCUGGUUACAAUGCAGGAAUCACUCUCAUUACCAGCGACCUUGCAACGGACGCCAAGGUAAAGCGACUGAGCGAAGGAGGAUAUCCGAGCCAGCUAUGUCUUCAAGCCCUACGCGACAACGAGGGAAAUGAAACUUUCGCAGCAGAGGCUCUACAGUCACGACUUGUGCCGUUCAAGGUCGAGUCAAUUGUGGAGCCGGAAAGCAACACGCACGUUUGGGGUGAGGAAAUGACGGCUUUAGAGGCCAUCCUUGACGAGAGGUUCAAGCUGUCAGAUGCAGGCCGAUGCUCUAUCCGAGCUGACCCUAGUUCAAAUUUCUCAGGCACGUUUCACUUUCGCUGCCCGGCCUCCGGUUAUCCAAACAAGCCACCCGUCAUCUCAAUCGAAGCACCACAAAUACCGAGUUACAUUCGCCUGAGUGCAACCAAAAAAGCGGUCAGAUAUGCCCAAGAACAUCUGCUCGGUGACUCGAUGGUAUUCAAUUUAUUGGAAUGGCUAGAGAGCUCGAUGCCAAACAUCAUCGAAGAUCCUGGAAGGCUGAGUGACUUGGAGAUAGCUCCUGGCCCGAUGAGAAAGUCGUUAGUGGAGACCCAGAAUGAAGUGAAGAACAAUUCGACUCACACGAGAACGGCAGAAAGAAUAUACUCUAAGGAGAACCGAUCUAACCAGGCGAUAUUCGAGGCUUGGAAAACCCGUCAGAGCUCAGAAAUACAGCGGACGAUGAAUGCAGCUCGGCAAACUCUACCUGCAUGGUCCAGAAAAGAGGAGAUUGCUAGAGUAGUUGAGAACUCGCAAGUGACUCUCAUUACAGGGGAAACGGGCUCAGGAAAGAGUACCCAAGCAAUCCAAUUCAUACUGGACAGCGCUAUCGAGAAUAUGCGAGGUUCUUCUGUCAAUCUCAUUUGUACACAGCCCAGGAGAGUCGCUGCUCUCUCCUUGUCGGAGCGUGUCAGCGCGGAGCGAUGCGACAAAGAAGGCCAGGAGGUGGGGUAUAUCAUUAGGGGAGAGUCAAAGGUCUCUUCGAGAACGAGAAUCACAUUCCAAACCACGGGCGUUCUCCUCCGUCGUCUCCAGAGCUCUCCCAGUAUCAAAUCGGCCCUGGCGAACGUCAGCCACGUCUUCAUCGAUGAAGUCCAUGAGCGGUCUCUUGAUACGGACUUUCUUCUGGCCUUGCUGCGUGAGGCCUUACCUUCACUACCCCAUUUGAAGAUUGUACUGAUGAGCGCCACACUCAAUGCUGACACUUUUGUUGAAUACUUUGGUGGCGAUCGAGUUGGCAGAGUCCACAUCGAAGGGCGUACAUACCCGGUCCAGGACUAUUACCUAGAUGACGUCGUGCGGCUCGUGGGAAACGGGAAAAGAGAAUCACAGCAGGAGUCAGACGACGAACCUCAUAUUGGCAAAGCAAUCCAAAGCCUUGGAAUUGGAAUCAAUUACCAGCUGAUCGCUUCUCUUGUGCAAAAGAUUGACCAGCAGCUGGACGGCUCAAACGGGGGUAUUCUCAUCUUUAUGCCAGGCACUCUGGAAAUCGAUCGUUGUCUUAGGAGUCUUGCCGGCAUGCCGAAUAUAUAUAGUCUACCGCUCCAUGCUUCACUUACACCUGUUGAGCAACGAUUGGUGUUCAGACAGCCGCCAGCGGGAAAACGAAAAGUGGUUGUCGCCACGAACGUUGCAGAGACAUCAAUCACCAUUGAAGACAUUGUCGCCGUGGUCGACACCGGCAAAGUCAAGGAGACUCACUACGAUCCUGCCACAAAUAUCGUGCGUCUUGAAGAGGUCUGGGCUUCCCAGGCUGCUUGUAAACAGCGCCGUGGUAGAGCAGGCAGAGUCCGCGCGGGGAAAUGCUACAAGCUCUUCACCAGGAAUGUCGAAGCCAACAUGGCGAAUGUUUCAGCACCAGAAAUGGUCAGAACGCCGUUGGAGCAGCUGUGUCUUUCGGUCAAAGCGACUGGUUCAGCGCGCAAUGUGGAAGAAUUUCUGGCAAGCACCAUAUCGCCGCCUGACAGUCGAGCUGUCGCUACCGCACUGAAGACCCUGCAGCGUAUGGGUGCUUUGGAGAAUGAUCGCUUGACCGGUCUCGGGAAUUACUUGGCGAUGGUACCCGCUGACCUCCGUUGCGCGAAACUUCUCAUCUUCGGUGUCUUAUUUGAUUGUGUGGAACCCUGUCUGACAAUUGCUGCCAUCUUGGCAACGAAAAGCCCUUUUAUCUCGUCGCGCGACAAGAGAGAUGAGGCAAAAGAGGCGAGAUUGUCCUUCUCCGCUUCGGACGGCGACCUCAUUGUCGACUACAGAGCAUGGGAACAGUGGAAAGAGGUAUCUGUGACCUCGCGAUACGGGGAAGUGCGGAAUUGGUGCUCGUCGAAAUGGUUGUCCCAGCAGAUUCUCCGCGACAUUGACUCAACCCGACGACAGCUGCUCGAUUCCCUCAUUGAAACUGGCCUGUUAACUGCCAGUUACCGCAGCGAUUCAUCCCUUCACAACCGACAGAAAAGCAACAUCAUGCUCCUGCGCGCCAUAAUCGCAGGGGCACUAAACCCUCAAAUCGCACGCAUCCAAAUGCCCGAUAAGAAAUACAUCGCAUCCAUGAGCGGUGCAAAGGAACUGGACCCAGAUGCCAAAACGAUCAAAUAUUUCAACGAGGAAAACGGGAGGGUGUUUGUGCACCCGAGCAGCGUUCUUUUCGACGCUCAAGGCUUCUCUGGCAACGCAAACUUUGUGAGUUACUUCGCCAAGAUGGAAACGAGCAAAACGUUCAUUCGGGAUUUGACGCCGUUGAACCCAUAUGGGCUGUUGUUGUUUGGCGGGCCAAUCGAGGUCGAUAUAACGGGACGAGGGGUUAUAGUCGAUGGAUGGUUGAGGUUGAGAGGGUGGGCUAGGAUUGGUGUUCUGGCUUCGAGGUUACGGGCAUUGUUGGAUGAUGAAUUGAGGAGGAGAAUCGAUUCUCCUGCCGGCCAGGUGGGCGUUGAAAGAGAGGACAAUGGUGGGAUUUUUGAUAUUGUUAGGCAUCUGGUGGAGUUCAAUGGUCAAGACAGAUGA
Cladophialophora psammophila CBS 110553 is the source of this 4020-nucleotide messenger RNA. RefSeq lists its product as uncharacterized. Bases 1 to 4020 code for a protein of 1339 amino acids. Gene Ontology annotation, cellular component: intracellular anatomical structure. Gene Ontology annotation, molecular function: ATP binding; RNA binding; protein binding. The transcript has a single exon. The record is from RefSeq and is a predicted model, not a curated record. NCBI's taxonomy places the organism in Eukaryota, Fungi, Ascomycota, Eurotiomycetes, Chaetothyriales, Herpotrichiellaceae.